AUGACCCGUACGCGUCGUCUUCUCCGGAGAGGAACUCACAUUUCUCUCGCCAAAGAGCGGGAGGUGAAUAUCCUUCAUCAGCUAGGGUAUUUCGACCGACAGCAGCGCUUCUUCUCCUAUCUUGAUAUUAGACGCGAUUGGAUGAAAGAUGUUGUUGCUCAUCAUUUGAGCUUGGAUUCGACCGAGGUGUGCCAUAUUGCAAAGAUCGAAGACUGGUUCCGCGGCAGCUUCAAUGUUUGUGUUCCUAUUACUAUUGUUAACUGGCAACGCCGACAGCAGCCGGGAAAACGUGUCAUACUGCGAUUCCCUCUUCCAUAUCGAGUCGGAGACGAUUUUAGACCAGGCAAUGGGGACGAAAAGAUCCAAUGUGAAGCCGGCACCUACGCUUGGCUCCAACAAAAUUGUCCAGAGAUUCCAAUUCCUCGACUGUACGGGUUUGCCUUAUCAUCAGGUGAAACGUUCACGCAAAUUGACCACCUGCCUCUUUUCAGUCGUUGCUCUGAGUACCUACGCCGUUUGCUGCGCUAUUGUUUUCGCUUCCCGACACGUUCAAAUUAUGUCCGUCAUCCAAACCAGUCCGAACGGGAAAUAGGCCGAUUAGGAUAUGCGGGAUAUUUAUUGAUAGAGUUCAUUGAGGAAGCACAGGGGACAAUGCUGUCGAAUACCUGGUCUGAAAAGCAACAUGACAUCGAGUUGCGCAGCAGUCUCUUUAAAGACUUGUCUCGGAUCAUGCUCAGUAUCAGCAGAGUGCCUCUGCCCCGUAUUGGGUCUUUUAUCAUAGACAGGAAGGGGUUUUUGACCCUGACUAAUCGCCCGCUUUCGAUGGAGCUUCAGGAAUUGGAAAACGAGAACAUCCCGACCGACCUACCCCGUGACUUUACGUAUUCAACUGUGGAGUCUUACGUGACAGAUAUCCUGGCGGUUCAUGAUAGCCGCCUGCGGAAUCAACCCAAUGCAGUGAAUAAUGUGCAAGACUGUGGCUAUCAGAUGUCAGCGCUGGCGUCAAUGCGGACAAUACUUCCAUUGUUUUUCUGUCGAAAUCUGCGUCGUGGACCCUUUGUUUUCACGUUAACUGACCUCCAUCAAAGCAACAUCUUUGUUGAUAAAAACUGGCAUAUCACAUGCCUGGUCGACCUUGAAUGGGCCUGCUCACGCCCUGUUGAAAUGGUCGAACCUCCUUACUGGUUGACUAAUAAAGGUGUGGAUGAAAUCAAUGUCGACGAAUAUGACAAACUUCGGCAGGAAAUGAUGACUGUCAUGCGUGCUGAAGAGGCAGAAAACUUCAGCGAGACCCUUCUCAAAGACGUAGCGAGAACACCGUUGCGACUAUCUGAGAUCAUGGAACAGGCAUGGGCGACUGGAACAUUCUGGUAUUCCCUGGCCCUCUCCAGCCCGACCGGCUUGUUCAGACUAUUCUACGACUAUAUUCAGCCCCAGUUGUCCAAGCAUCGCUCCGAUGAUCUGGGUGAAAUAAUGCCCUUUUACUGGGGAAAGGACGUGGGGAAGUUUGUGGCGACAAAGCUUGCUGAUAAGAGGAAAUAUGACCAAGACCUUCAACUAGCCUUUGCAGCGGGCAGUAUUGAUGGUGAAUCGUGCAUAUAA
Penicillium daleae is the source of this 1602-nucleotide messenger RNA. RefSeq lists its product as uncharacterized. The record is from RefSeq and is a predicted model, not a curated record. Bases 1 to 1602 code for a protein of 533 amino acids. NCBI's taxonomy places the organism in Eukaryota, Fungi, Ascomycota, Eurotiomycetes, Eurotiales, Aspergillaceae. The transcript is spliced from 2 exons.